Messenger RNA from Camellia sinensis, 2136 nucleotides. The record is from RefSeq and is a predicted model, not a curated record. Lineage: Eukaryota; Viridiplantae; Streptophyta; Magnoliopsida; Ericales; Theaceae.
ACCAUUCCAAACAGGGUCCAAAAUUCUCUCUCCCCGCAAUCUCUCUCUCUCUCUCUCUCCAUAAAUACCGACCCCUCUCUUCCUCACCUUCCACAUCCUACAUUAACUCUCUCUCUCUCUCUCUCUCUCUCUCUCUCUCUACACACAGAGGGCCUUUUGUUAGAAUGGCAAAGGAAGUUGAGAAAACAGUAGUAACAGAGCAGGAGUUCUCAGCCAAGGAUUACCACGACCCGCCUCCAGCUCCGCUAGUGGACGUGGUGGAGCCGACAAAAUGGUCGUUCUACAGAGCUAUCAUUGCAGAGUUCAUAGCCACACUUCUCUUCCUCUACAUCACCGUCCUCACCGUCAUCGGCUACAAGAGCCAGAUUGACCCCAUCAAGAACCCUGACCAGUGUGGCGGUGUCGGCAUCCUCGGCAUCGCAUGGGCCUUCGGCGGCAUGAUCUUCGUCCUUGUUUACUGCACCGCCGGUAUUUCUGUAGUGUUGGAGAAAAUAGAUGAGCAAGAAGGUUUCAAGCUGUUUGGGACCACAGAUUCUCGUGAACCUGAAAAUGCAGUAGAAAUACUCGAGCAAAGGGAGCAAAAGGUCUUAUUUCAUGAAUCCACUGAGUUGGGAAGAGCAAGCAACUUGCGCAAAAGUUUAGAUUGGGAUACUGCUUUUUUCACCAGUGCAGGACUUCUAGAUCCAGAAGAGUUGUUUAUUAUAAAUAAAGGAUUUGAGAAGGUUGAAGCUCACCUAUUACCCGUAACUCAAGAAGAUCUGUGUACGCGGAGAUAUGCAGACUCAGAAUCUACAUUAGAUAGUGAUGACUUCUUUUUGGACAGCACCCAAAGCACUGAGGUUGAUUUGUUUGAAGAAAUAAGAGCACCCAUCGAGAAAUCCAAUAUAAUGUCCAAUAUUUACAAGUCAGUUUGCAAAUCAGGAGUUGGAGAAGCCCACAAACGGAAAACCCACUCCUUGAAGAAACUUGAUGACAUCUCUCGAAAUAGGGUGAAAUCCACACCAACUUCUAGAAGGCAAAGCGUCUAUAUGCAAGGAUCAAAAAGAGUUAAGGAGGUUGUCCAUCCACAAAUUGUCCAGGAUGCUAAAAAGAACAUGGUGUUAGUAGGACAAAGAAAAAAGAUUUCCUUAGGGGCGGACCAUGUCAAAAUGGGAAAUAAAGUUGCAACACUUGGAUCUGGAAAAGAUUUAGUAUCCAAGAAAUCUGGAUUGGGGAACUCAUGUUGUUCCACUAGCUCUACAACAUCCCUUGAAUCAUCUUCUUCAGUUUCUGUCACUACCAGUAAUGAUUCAUCAGCUUCUUGUUCUCCAUCUGGUAGUGCUUCGUCAUUGAAAUCUUCCUCAAACUCGAGAAGAAAAGCAGAUUCCAAGAAAAGUAGACUUGCUGCCUCUAGUUCAACCUCCAAGACUCCUCUCAGGUGCUUACUAGGAGACAAAAUUGUGUUGGAAAAUCCUGGUUUGUCCACCCCUUCAUUGUCCAUGUCAAACCAUUCUUCUAAUGAUCCUACAAAAUCGACCAGAAAUUUCAAACCUUCAUGUCUCCGAAUGCCAUCACCAAAGAUUGGGUUCUUUGAUGAGGAUGCUAAAAAGAAUGGUGAAGCUAAUUCAUUUCCAUUAAGCAGGAUGAACACGGUGUCAGCAGGACAAAGAAAAAAGAUUUCCUUAGGUGCGGACCAUGUCAAAAUGGGAAAUAAAGUUGUAACCCUUGGAUCUGGAAAUUUGAGAGGGAAUUUAACUCAUCUUGCUCAGUGGAUUCUCAGUGUUGGAAGGGACCAGUGUGGAGCUAAACAAUCCGGUCAGCUAGGUUCAUCUUCUCAAGCACUUGAUGGCAUCCUUGGUUUUGAACAAGCAAAUGCUUCCAUGAUAUCACAGCUUGCAUCAGUUGGAAAGGUUAAAAAAAUGUUUGCACAUUGCUUGGAUGGCACUAAUGGAGGUGGAAUCUUUGCUAUUGGAGCCAAAACUAAACUCCGUUGGUCCCAAACCAGUAUAUGAUUUUACAUCAUGAUUUCUAAUUUGCAGUGAAACUAUGAGAUAUUUUAAUUUUGGGAUGAGUUUUGUCUUCAUUACAAAAUUGGUAUUUGAAGUACUUUUUGCACCCUUUUGAUGGAAUGGAAGUGGUUAUUUAGCUUGGAUUUUA